Molecule: messenger RNA, 1666 nt
Organism: Tribolium madens (black flour beetle)
Lineage: Eukaryota; Metazoa; Arthropoda; Insecta; Coleoptera; Tenebrionidae
Exons: 4
Coding region: 608-940 (110 amino acids)
Source: RefSeq, a predicted model, not a curated record
AAAAAGAGCAGGAUUUUUCACGGUGGACCGGGAAUAUAGUCUAGCCCACUGUGUUGCAGAAAAUUUUCAAAUGGGCAAGGGGAUUGCUCUAGAGUUCAAAAAACGCUUUGGGAACGUAGAGUAUUUACGUUCCCUAGGCAAACAAAGUGGCUUCUUUGACACUCUCGGACAAAUUAACCGUUUUUUAUUUAGUUACAAAAAGGGUGUCAUGGGGGAAGCCCACACUUAUGUCUCUUCUUCACUUUAUUAGAAUUGAAGAAAGAAUUAAUGCGACAAAACAUUAAGCAUCUGGCCAUAAUCAGUGUUUCUAGUUUGUGUGAAGCAUCAGUGCCGUGUGCUGUCGUGUUUAUUUUAUGUCGAGUGUUAUAUAUACACAUAAGUAAAUUUAUAUCAGUCUGGUUUAUUUGUUAUAUGCGUUGAAGUAAAAAUGCGACAUUAUCGUUAAAUAUAAUAUUUGAAUCUCUAAACAUUCAGUUUUAAGGCACAAUUAUUAAAUAAUUAUUAAAAAUUAAACCUAACCUAACAAAUGGGUGGAGUGUGCGUCUUAUAUGUAAUAUUUUUAAAUUUUGUUGUGUAAAUAAUUAAAACACUUUUUAGUUAUAGCACAAUGAGGAACUACAAAAGAACCUCGCAAAGAGCAGCCACCCCGCCACACAUAAUGCUAAGGGCAGCUAGAGAGGUUAAAUUAAACCAAAAAUCUAUUCGAGGAACUGCCAAAGAUUUUGAUAUUCCAGAGGCUUCUUUAAGAAGAUUCUGUAGGAACGUUACCGAUGAAGAGAUACAAGGACAGGCAGAAAACCUAAAAACGGAAAUUGGGUACAAGAGUCCGUCAAACGAACAAGAAAAACUUCUCGAGGAAUACAUCUUGCAAGCAGCGGAUAUUUAUAACGGAUUGUCGCCUAGAGAGAUCAGAGCGUUUGAGUACUGUCUUGAAAGUUAAAUUUCCUGAAAAUUGGGCUGAAAAUAAGAUGGCAGGCUGAAAAUAAGACUGGUUCACCUCAUUUUUGAAACGACAUGCUAGGUUGUCAAUAAGGACUCCUGUGACCUAUUUACUUUGGUUUGAUUUUUAAUUCACCUCAAUUUUCAUAAGCAAAUUUGCCCAUUACACAUUUUUAUUUUCCUUUUUGUUACAGACUUCCCGGCUGGUUAUUGGGGUGAUUUUCCCGUAAACCAAAUUAUCAUUCACGGGGUCCUAACGGACCUCGAGGUAGACCUGACAUUAGACAGUCUGCCCCAGGACCUGCUCUUGGAGGUGGAGCAAAUCGUGCUCCACAAACAGGACCAGCUACCCCAGGACCCCCUGGACUCUAUACGACGUAUUCCAAAUAAUUAAUGGGUCGCUCGCCAUCGGGUACGAUUACCCCUCUGUGACGAUGUUUGGCUUUCAUAAAAAAAUAUUUUUUUUUGUUUAGAUUUUUAAAAAAAUAUUUUUUUUGUAAUAAACUUACAUGUUUAAUUUUAACUGUUUUUUUCCACGGUUUUAAUUAAGAACCGAUAACACCUUUCAUCCACCCACUACUAGUAUUUUACAAAAAUACGUUAUCUGGUUUUCAAAAAAAAAAUUACUCCUCCACUCAUCUCUUGGAUCACAAAAGGUUUUCCCUUUUUUUUUUUGUUUUACGAAGACGCCAGGACUCAUUGUUAUAGAAAAAUAUCUAUGUACCUU